CUUCCCGACACGCAAAUUCGCACCAACUCCAAAGAUGGCAAGCAACAAGCGUCAAGCCAGGGACGAAAGUGAGGAUGAACAAGAAAGCAGCAGCAAGUGCAUAAAAAGCUCGGCUCCCACCACACCCAAGAAAGCUAGAAAGACUGCCGCGGCGUCGAAUCCGGAAACGCCAUCGAAGCAGGCGUGGGACGCAGACCAGGAUCAAAAGAUCAUUCUGGCUGUGCUUGGUGGGAAGCUGCCUGCGCUGAGCAAAGACACGGUCAAAUGCCUCGCCGACGAGAUGGGUAGGACGGAGAUCUCAAUCAGGCGUCGAUACGAUCGCAUCAAGCAGAGGAUCCUCGGUGGACGCGACAUUGGCGGUCAUGAAGGCGCCUAG
Molecule: messenger RNA, 376 nt
Organism: Acaromyces ingoldii
Lineage: Eukaryota; Fungi; Basidiomycota; Exobasidiomycetes; Exobasidiales; Cryptobasidiaceae
Exons: 3
Coding region: 35-376 (113 amino acids)
Source: RefSeq, a predicted model, not a curated record